AUGAGACUUUGCGUAUUAGUCUUAGCUGUUAUACGGUGCGGCGCUUCAGGGCUUAAAGCCUCAAGCCAGGAAAAUGGGAAAGGGUCGACGUCCGGCAUCGGCGGAAGCGGAUACCCUCACCACUGGCCGGGCAAUACAAGGGCACUGAAUAGCAAUGGUGGAAAUUUCUUUCAUUUCCCAUUUGCCACAGAGACUGAAAAGGAGACCUACAAAGGUAGUUCCAAACACAAUGGGCCCAAGGAGAAGAAUCAGUUUAGCGGCGUCUUUCACUUCCCAAACUCGGGCGCAAAAAGUAUCGAAGUACCUGAAGCCUCCACCAGCAGGGCGAAUCCGACUGGUGCUAUGUAUACAUUUGACAUAGACGAGCCACCAAACUUUGAUGAAUUUGAAACAAUAACUGAUGCACCUGAGUGGGAGAACGACCCAUUCGAGUUUCCCUCUGCCGCACCUGAUUCUAUUUUCGACGCCCAAACUGCUCCGCCAGAGGAUCCCAUAUUUUUCUUUCCGGUGGAUGGCACUGCAGACCAGGAAGACAUAAUCACUCAAGCCCCAAUCGAUCCUCCAAAGGAGCACAUAUUUUUCUUUCCGAUGGAUGGCCCUGAGGAUCCCGAAAAACCCAAUGAUGGUGGCAAUCUCUUCAUUAGUGUCAGCAAUGAUGCGGUUUUGGAGGAAGCAGAAGAUACUCAGUGGCCAUGGAAUACGGGUAUGCCAUCAAUCAUGCUUACCAACACGCCAACUGAAAAUCCUUCGCAUCCCAGUUCGUCGCCAAGCUAUGCCAAUACAGGCUCGCCGUCCAUCAUGCCAUCUGGUAUCCCUUCGGAUUUGCUGUCUUUGGUGGGUGUUCCCUCCAUGGUCCCUUCUAAUGCCCCUUCAGGCAUGCCAUCCAUACAACCAUCCAAUCAGCCAGUAUUGGUUCUGUCAACUGAAACAUUGCCACCAGUUCAUUCAAACGCAACUGACUGUGAAAACUCCACACUGACAGAUGAAAGAGCAGCAGCCACAGAGGUGCCAUCUGUUGCUCCUUCCGAUGUGCCCAGUGAUGUCCCCUCUGUUGUGCCCAGUGAUAUCCCCUCUGGAGUGCCCUCUUCAGUUUCAACCUCUCAGCCAGUCUUAGUGCUCUCUACUGAAACAUCACCUCCUGUUCACCUAAAUGAAGCUGAUUGCGACAACUCCACUACUUCAGCACCGUUGGGUGAGAGAGCAGCACCAACAGACCCACCAUCAUUCUCUCCAUCUGACCUUCCCUCUGAUGUCCCGUCGGAUGUUCCCUCUGAUGUCCCCUCCACUGUUCCUUCUCAUCCUCCUUCUGAUGUUCCCUCUGAUGUUCCCUCCACUGUUCCUUCUCAUCCUCCUUCUGAUGUUCCCUCUGAUGUCCCCUCAAGCGUUCCUUCUGAUCCUCCUUCCGAUGUUCCCUCCAGUGUGCCUUCAAGGGUUCCUUCAUACUUGCCAAGUGAUCUUCCUACUGAUGUCCCCUCUAGCAUUCCUUCCCAAGUGCCGUCUGACAGUCCUUCUGAUGUGCCCAGUGAUGUCCCCUCUGAUGUGCCCAGUGAUGCCCCCUCAGCAAAACCUUUAUUCUUGAACCCAUCCAAUCAGUCAAUACUGGUUCUGUCGCUGCAACAGGAGCCCCAGUUCAUUCAAAUGAACCGACUUGACGCCCCCUCAGAUGUACCCAGCGACAUCCCCUCUGGUGUGCCAUCUUCAAUUCCAAGCUCUCAGCCAGUCCUAGUGCUCUCUACUGAAACAUCACCUCCUGUUCACCUAAAUGAAGCUGAUUGCGACAACUCCACCACCUCAGCACCUUUGGGCGAGAGAGCAGCACCAACAGACCCACCUUCAUUCUCUCCAUCUGACUUUCCCUCAGAUGUCCCCUCCGAUGUCCCGUCAGAUGUUCCCUCCAGUGUGCCUUCAAGGGUUCCUUCAAACUUGCCAAGUGAAAUUCCUACUGACGUCCCCUCUAGCAUUCCUUCCCAAGUGCCGUCUGACAGUCCUUCUGAUGUGCCCAGUGAUGUCCCCUCUGAUGUGCCCAGUGAUGCCCCCUCAGCAAAACCUUUAUUCUUGAACCCAUCCAAUCAGUCAAUACUGGUUCUGUCUGCUGCAACAGGAGCCCCAGUUCAUUCAAAUGACACCGACUGUGAUAAUUCCACACUGACAGACGAGAGAGCAGCAGCCACAGAGGUGCCAUCUGUUGCUCCUUCUGAUACGCCCAGUGAUGUCCCCUCAGAUGUACCCAGCGACAUCCCCUCUGGUGUGCCAUCUUCAAUUCCAACCUUUCAGCCAGUCCUAGUGCUCUCAACUGAAACAUCACCUCCUGUUCACCUAAAUGAAACUGAUUGUGACAACUCCACGUCAGCACCUUUGGGGACAAACUCUAGCAACUCCACCGAUAACGAGGAGAGUGUCUCUUCAGAGAAUCUCCCCCCUGAAGUCAACUUUGCAUCUAGCUACUGGGAGGUUCCUAGUCCAAAAUCUGCUCCAGUAGCACACGCCCUUUCUCCCGAGGUACAUUUUUCAUCAAACUAUUGGACGGGCAAUACACCCGGAAAUAUUCCAAGUGAAGUAUUCGGGAAUGGUGGAUCCGGAUCUCUCUCUCCUGAGCUUCAUUUUGACGCGAAUUACUGGGAUUCUGCACCGUCAUCAUUAUCAUCCUCUGCUCCGCAAACCUUUCAACCAUCACCUCGUUCUCAGAGUGUUCCGGCCGAGGCACAUUUUGCUGCAAAAUACGGGACCUCUGCCCCGUCAGCGCUGUCACCUUUGCCGUAUCCCAGUAGUGGAUCUCAAUCGCUUCCCCCUGAAGUACAGUUUUCUGCGUCUCACUGGAAAAUGACAACUGGCUCACCAACAACGGAUCUCAUGUCACCAGCGGCUACUUUCGCGCCUGACAGUAAUGCUCCCAGCACGACGAGCUACCCAUCUGGCGAACCUUGGCAAGGAGCAACUUCAGCACCAACAGCUGGUAGUAUUCGUCCCACGUUGCAUCCAGAGAAUCAUGUUUUUGUGUUCCCGUCAGCAGUAAAACCCUCCGCUGUGUCCGCUUCCUUGGCUAAACAAAGCUCUGCCCCAAGCACGAUGGAUGCAGAAGAAGUCGCAAUCUACAAUGUCUUGCGUGUGACGCAGUCGCCAAACCAAGCCACGAACACCUUGGUUCUCGAGACUGCCCCGUCCAAACCUCUCGCAUCGAUGACUACGCCUCUAUCCCCUGUUGCUUUGCCGCCUACCGCAACGUUACCACAAUCAACAAACUCCCCGUCCACCGGUCCUCUCGACGAUGAGGGGCCAACGCCGGGACCGACAAAGCAACCGUCCACGGCUCCGACGCAAUCGUCAUCCCCGUCUCCAGCUCCGUCGGUGACAAUAUUCCCAUCGGCAACGCCAUCUAUACCCACGCUUCAGUUCCUGGAGAACCAUUUGCUACAGACGACAAAGAGUGAGUCAGCUCGCCCUCGCGACAAAACCGCAUCUGAUCCGGUUGUCGUUGUAGAGGAAGUGGAAGAAACAAAGAAGUCGGCAGGGGGUACUACUUUGCUAGAUAUUGUGUGUGAACUUUCCAAUCAUGUCUUUUGCAAACACGGUCCUUGA
Messenger RNA from Seminavis robusta, 3576 nucleotides. Lineage: Eukaryota; Bacillariophyta; Bacillariophyceae; Naviculales; Naviculaceae. The record is from the annotation of a GenBank genome assembly.